Molecule: messenger RNA, 594 nt
Organism: Hyaloperonospora brassicae
Lineage: Eukaryota; Oomycota; Peronosporomycetes; Peronosporales; Peronosporaceae
Source: the annotation of a GenBank genome assembly
AUGGGCGCCUCAAGCAGCACCGCAGUCGCCGCGGCGGAAGCAAAGGACCUGGACGAUGAGAUGGUGCUGAAUGAGCUCCACAUCGAGACGGGCGACCAGGCUGCGGUCAAGAACAUGCUGGACGACACGGUGGUGGAGUUUUUCAAGGGGAAAACGGAAUACGAGCUGCACUAUGGAUGGGACAAUGCCAAGCUGUUGCUCAUGCUGCUGGCGACGGUGCUGGCGGCCAUGUCGCACUUUUCCAAGCACCCGAGUAUUCCCGAGCACGUCAUCAUUUACUCUUGCGUGGUUGGCUUUUUCUUUAUCCAGGGGCUCUUGACCAUCUACGCCACUUUCAUUGAGAAGGACAUUCUGUUGCGGAUGACGCGAACGGACUUGGCAGGCAAGACCGUGCUCGUGCGGACGGCGUUCCCGUACACGGAAUCGCACUAUACCGUCAGCAUUCACUUUGCCGAUACGUCGGGCAAGCAGAAAAAGGAGGAGUUGUACGUUGGGCGUUACUUCGACAAGGACGGCUACUUCGACAAAGAGAGCUUCAUGAAGGACAUUGCGGCCGUUUCGUCACGCUUUGAGACGAAGGACAAGCAGCAGUAA